AUGGUCGACUGGGAGUGCAUGUUCGCUGCCAGACUUGAUCGAAUCAUCAGUGAUGCACGUAACCUUAAAUCCAACAACAACACCGAUAAUAAAUCGAAGCAAGCUCGGAGGGCAACGUUGCAUACAAAAUUCCACCGACGAAAGAGGAUCGCUUCCGUUAUGAUCGCUCAAUGUCGCGCCAUCGCAGAUGAAGAUGGGCUUGUCUUCUGGACCUAUAUCUUGCAAUCCCUGGAUAUCCUCACCCAUCAUGGGAUGUCUGAUGAGGAGACUGGUUAUGAUGAGGAUAACGAUGAGGAACCUUUCAAAUAUGUAUUUGACCUUGAUUAUCGUCACCCCGCAUUCAGCCCUCUGUUCCAGCAUGUCGAUAACACUCCUGCUCUCUAUCCUGAUUUUUUCUGCCCAACAGGGACGAAGCGUUUGAAACGAGUAUCUACUCAACUUCCUGUGGCGCGUGCAUCUGUCCAUCAAAAACUACCUUCAUCUUUCCUUCGAGAGGGGUACAGCUCUCAAAACCAUGAACAGACUGACUCGAUUGCAGGCCCUUCAAGACCAGUCGGACUCUCGUCUCAUCUGUCCACAUUGAACGAUGCUUCUAGAUGGGUUACCACAGAGGAUAAGCAGAUAUGA
This is a messenger RNA of Lentinula edodes (shiitake mushroom), 627 nucleotides long. RefSeq lists its product as uncharacterized. The record is from RefSeq and is a predicted model, not a curated record. The transcript has 3 exons. Lineage: Eukaryota; Fungi; Basidiomycota; Agaricomycetes; Agaricales; Omphalotaceae. The coding region runs from base 1 to 627 and encodes 208 amino acids.